This is a messenger RNA of Symbiodinium natans, 5211 nucleotides long. NCBI's taxonomy places the organism in Eukaryota, Dinophyceae, Suessiales, Symbiodiniaceae. The record is from the annotation of a GenBank genome assembly.
AUGCCGCGCAUCUUCAACCCAGGGCGUGGAAGCCACGACUUCAUCAGGUUAGUGGAACGCACGACAAAUGCCCUGGUAACGAAAGACGAUGGUGCCUUGGAGGAGGUCAAGAAGGCCUUGAUCCAGGUACACCAGCAGUAUGACCAAGUGCACGAAGAGUCAGAGGCGAAGCAGCUGCGGCUCAAUCGACUGCGUGAGGACAUCCGAACAGCGGACCAGCAGCACAUGAACAAGGGUGACUGGACAAAGAAGGUGGAUGAGACCUGGAACGUCUUGUCCGAACAGUACAUUGAUGUCAUGAAGCGAAACAAGGAAGCCUUGACCAGCCGCAAAGUCUACGAGCACAUGCUGAAGCGGACCCAGCGAGAACAAGCAAUCUUGAAGCAGAAGCUGUUUCAAAUGGAGGAGCACCUGGAUAGGAAGAAGCGUGAGCUUCAGCAGAAGCGGACAGACAGCGAGCAAGCCAGGUGUGCCAAGGUUCAGAUCCACAAGACCCUGGAGUCUUAUAGUGAAGAGGCCAGCAUGGAGCGGGAGGUGCGCAAGUCAGCCUUGGAUGCUAUCGGUGGAGAGCUAGACAAGAGAAAGGAUGCCAAUGGAAGGCGAGCCGACUUCAACAGCUGGCGACAUGAGGUGGCUUUGGAUGCAGCAAACGAAGCAUUCAAUGCCUCGGCGGGGCGACUACGGAAACUCUACGCCAUCGAGAAACUCUCGGGGAACUGUCUGCAGAAGACCACCUUCGAGCAGGUGGAAAGAUCACAGACCACCGAGGACAACUUCCAAAAGAUUCGGGAUGUCACGGGCCUGGCGGAUGUCAUGGACAUCGUUCACAAGUUUCUGAAUCGUGACGUCGAGCAGGAGCAGCUGAAAGCCUCAGUGAAAGAGGCAGAAGUCAACCUGGAGGUUCUACGGCAAAAGCACGAAAAGCUCAAGCAGGAGAUGGAAGGCUUACCAGUCGACCACACCAAUGACCCAAUGGCGCUGCACAAGGAGCUCGAACAGGCCGAACAAAAGCUCAACGAAGCCAUUGAAGAGCAGGAGGCUUGCAGGGUCCGCCUUCAGAAAACCACCCUGCAAUCCGAGCACAUGAAGCGCUGGGCCGCAAGAAUGGGUGGAGUUCUUUCCAAGUUUGAGGAUCCAGCGAAGGUUGAUUCCCCGGCUGACUUGCCGAUGUUCUUUCGAAAGUUCGAAGUUGCCGUAAAGAAGUUCAUCAAGCGGGUAUCCGACCAGAUCAAUGCCGGGAAGAUCAACCGCAAGGUCCUCAGGGAUUUCGAGAAAAUCGAGAACGAGGCCCAGAAGGGCCUCCUCUCCGACCACAACUUCCUGACAAUAAACUGUCGAGCGCAAGCUGCAGAUGGCCAAGGUCGCCCGACUUCACGGCAAGGUGCUGGGGACGGAGCGGAAGAUGACCCACCGACCAACUUCUCCGAAGACCGGGAGAAGUGUAAGAAUGAGUCUAGUAAUCAGCGUUUGCAGCGACACUUGAGGCCAAAGUCCAGAAUGGAAAGCAGCGGAAGGGCCCAGGCUGCUGGCUUUGUUUUCCUGCGCGUUGAGGCGAGCAGGACCAGAGGAUUGGCAGGUCUGGAGCCAGUCACCACGGAGCUCUCGCUGCCGGAGUGGAUGAUGCUCAGUCGUCUGCUUGAACUGGACGUUGAGGAGGCAGACAGCAGCUUCGAGCACUGGGAGAUCAAGAAGAGCAACGAAUUCUGCAAAGCUUGCCAAAACAAGUUCAUGCCGGAUGCAAAGUUCUGCCGGAAUUGUGGCCAGAAGCGACCCAAACUUGCCGAGCUUAAAGCAGAUCGAAGUGGAAAGGUUGCCCUGGCUGCUUUCUUGGAUGAGCAUGGCAUCAAGCAGUCGGACCAUGACUCUCUAGACCAUGUGCAAGAGAUGCUUGUGCUUGCUCGACAGAAGCUUGCCAACGGCGAAAGCUACCUCGACCAUUCGACGUCGAGUGCCCUACCAGUGGCCGUCUCGCAGGUGCUGUGGGGCCUCUCCCAGCAGCGGAAGCCUGCUGAAUGCUGCUGGGAAGUGGUGGAUGAUGGCACUGUCGUUCUGUCCACCGCGGGCAGGAAGGCAAUUGAGCGGCUCCGUUCCCAGCCGAACGACCUCGUGGAGAAGGUGAAGCAGGCCAACAUUCAGCCGCCCCUACUGCCCAGUCAUGCUGGACGCCAGGGAAAUCGGGAGAACUGCGUGUCGAGUGUCCAGACAAUCAUCGAAAAGUGCAACAAGGAGGGCACAAAGUACACUGAUCCUCGGUGGAAUGUCGGCGCAGAUCCUGCAAAGGUGCUGUACGUGGAUGCGCAGCAGCCAGGCUAUGACUGCACUGUGGCAAAGCCAGCCGGCUACAAACGUCUCACAGAGAUCAUCGAUGAGCCGGUUCUCUUCAAGGGCGGAGUGAGGCCUGCCGAUAUCAUCCAGGGCCAGAUCGGAACCUGCUUCUUCCUGGGCGUGCGUCUCCCAGUUGGAGUUGCCUUGGUCCAUUGCGGAACUCUUCUUCAUCCAUCGUUCUUGUCGCUGGAGCAUCUGGGACUUGCCUUCAGCGUCGAAUUGGCGGUCUUUGGCAUCUACAAAGCGCUGCCUUGCUUUGCCUUCGCUGGAGUGGGACGUGCUUCUCAUGUGAGCCUGGAGCAGCGGACAAGGUCAUCAGCGCCUGCUGCAGAUCGGCUUUUGUCAAGCCGGCCAGCCAUGCCAGUUGGCAUCGAAGAGGUCGCUGCAACCCCUGCGAUGGAGAGCAUGGGGCUGAUGGGACUUGUACUGGUUGCUGGCCAAGCCAUUUCCGGCCUGGCAGCACUCUACGCCAUCAUGUCCUUUGCUGAGUAUGUGUACCAUCGGUACUUUCAGCAUCUGGGCCUGAACAAAGUCGACGCUGUUCGGGCGGUUCGAUCGACCUUCAACCUGAGUACUUUCCGUGGUGAUGGUCACGUGGAGCAUCAUCGGGAGACGAUCGAUGACGACAUGAGUCUCGACGUUGAACAUGGGCGUGAUCCGAUCUUGGACAUGGAUCCCUGGAGAGGUACCUGCUUCCCUUGGGACGGCAGCUUGAAAAUGUCCGCCGGCGUAAUGUUGAUGGCCUACCCUACCUUGUCAUUCCUGGGCUGGUCGGGCUAUGUCAUUGUCCCGGUGGUGCUGAGCGCCAUGCUCCUCCAUGCUCUGGUUUGGAACGCUCUGCAUCCGAACAUGCACGGCCUGGAAGACGUUCCGCUGGAGGUUGGGGCUCCCAGUUGGGUUCUGGCUGGCCUGCGUGACUCUGCGUUGUUCAAAUACCUGCGCGUCAAUCACGAAGGCCACCACCGGGCCAAUGGUGCCCAUGGCAACUACAAUGUGUGCUGCCCUGGUGUGGAUCAAGUCGUUGGCACCACCGUCGACUGUGUAACAGGCGCUCCACUGCCCAAGCCUGCCCCGGAUUGGCUGACAUUGCUUGUGGCUGUCGCUGCCGCUCCUCUCAUGCCUGCGAUGGCGCCCCCCGGCCUCGACAUGGGGGAAAGCAAGAAGGUGCCACAAUACGCCGGGAUGUGCCCUCAUGUGGAUGAGCAAGAUGCCUCCACGAGAAUCUCUGAAGCCUUGGGAAGCAGGUCCUGCCAUUGCAACCUGUCAUGGUGUGUUGCGGUAGCAAUGCGGUUCAUGUUGGUUGAUUCUGACCAUGGCUGCCUGGUUGCGAGUCCAGCAGAAGGCUCGGAUCGUACAUUCCAUUUUGACCGUGGUCUUGUGGAGCUGCAGCGCCGCGCCGGCCUUGCGUUACCAAGGCAUUGGGUGCAAUGGCUGCAGCACCCAGUUGGCGAAGACCCGGAGAAUGUGCGGUCGUGCUUCAUGGAGCACGAUAUCGACGUUGGUGUGUACGGUGUCAGGUUCUUCCUGGACGGCGAGUGGUACCACACCAUCAUUGAUGAUUGGAUGCCCGUCGACCAGUAUGGUCGGAUGCUGUAUGCCAAGAGCUAUGAUCACGAUGAAGUGUGGGUACCUCUUCUGGAGAAGGCAUUCUGCAAGUUACACACGUGCUACGAGAUGUGCGACGGCGGCCAGCCUGGAGAGGCCGUCUCGGUUCUAUUUGGAGGGGCCAUGGGAAAGUUCAAGAUAAAGGAGAAGACCAGGUACAAACCCUUGGCCGCCAACGUCUACUACGAGACUCUCCACGAUGCGCACGAAGCCGGUUGGGUACUUUCCACCACCUUCACCAAGUCGAGGGCUGCAGGAGGGAAAGCUGGGCAAGGAAAGUGCGGAGAGGGCAUCACCAAUGAUGGCCUCGUGCAUGGGCAUGUGUAUUCAGUGCUUCGUGUCGUGGAAGCUUGUGGCAACAAGCUGGUUUGCUGUCGAAAUCCCUGGGGCCAGGGUGAGUGGAAGGGGAAAUGGUCUGAUGCGAAUGCCUUUGGUGAGUGGACUCCAGAAAUGAAGGAAGCAACAAACUACCGGGGCGGCGAUGACGGCACCUUUUGGAUGAGCAUUGAGGACUUCCUUGCGACUUCCGGAGGGGUACAUUAUUCGCGCACCCUUGGAUGCAAGUGGAAGCAGUUGUCGCAGUACUCAUACUUCCAGACUGGCAAGAUGCAGGCCACGGCGUUGUGGACGUACAAGGCGCGGGCGGACGAUGAGAUUGGCUUCUGGAAAGGUGAUCAGAUCCAGGUGGCGCGCAUUGCCCCUGGAUGGUGGAGUGGUACGGCGGCAGGGUCAUCAAAAUCAGGUGCCAACCUCGCCGGUCAGGGAAGUGACAUGUUCGCUUCACGAUGUCGCCCAGGCUUCUUCCCGGGCAAUUAUGUCAAGCUGGAUGAUCGUGAGCACCUGCAGCGAUGUGUUGACAAAGCCGUGUACAUUAGCUGCACUUGUACGAAGCUGUCCGACCUUCAGGUCCUAUCUCCCGCUUUGACCUUGAUAGCACUGAGAAACAAGACGCCAAGGACACCAUGCGUGGGCCUCGGCCGGCUAGACUUGCAUGCGCAGCGGUCAUGGUGUGAAUCGAGCCUUGGGGUGUGCCGGGUCGAGGACAGCUGUGGCACGACACUUGGAAAGCAGGAUGGCUUAAACUACAAGGACUGCGUGACAUGUUGCUGGGCUGUCGGCUUACUAACACUAGACAUCUUGCAGCAGACCCAGAAGCUUUGGGAUGGCCAGCUGGCAGAAAGAAUUCUGAGCCAGGAGGGCAAGCUUCGCGAGGUGUUGGACAGGCGCAUCUUUACGGCAAGAAAGCUGUGGCAAGAGCAAGCCACCUUGAUCUUCCAAUAG